AUGGUAUAUUUGUCCAACGUUAAUGAUUUUUUUGAACAAUCUAGGCUUUUAAUAGAAGCAUAUCCUGAUUCAACAAAAAUAACCACACGUUAUCGAAUUGAUGAAGAUCAACAGAGUUACCUUGUUGCGAAAGCAUAUGAAACUGCAUCAGGAAUAUGUUUAAAAUUUAGAACAGACAAAGCUGCUGAGUUAAGUCGGUUAAUGCUCAUUGCCAGCAAACUUGGACAUGUUUCUAACAAAUUGGAAAUUCCUCCAGAACAACCCGAACCGGAGUCUACAGUUUCAAAUAAACCUGUCGAGGUGAAGUCAGAGCCUCAGGCUGCUCCCAGUAAGAGCUCCAAGAAAAAAAAGAAGGGAAAGAAGAAAUAG
Molecule: messenger RNA, 369 nt
Organism: Schizosaccharomyces osmophilus
Lineage: Eukaryota; Fungi; Ascomycota; Schizosaccharomycetes; Schizosaccharomycetales; Schizosaccharomycetaceae
Gene: srp21
Product: signal recognition particle subunit Srp21
Exons: 3
Coding region: 1-369 (122 amino acids)
Biological process (GO): SRP-dependent cotranslational protein targeting to membrane
Cellular component (GO): signal recognition particle, endoplasmic reticulum targeting
Molecular function (GO): 7S RNA binding
Source: RefSeq, a predicted model, not a curated record